Messenger RNA from Coregonus sp. 'balchen', 26271 nucleotides. NCBI's taxonomy places the organism in Eukaryota, Metazoa, Chordata, Actinopteri, Salmoniformes, Salmonidae. The record is from the annotation of a GenBank genome assembly.
AUGCAUCCACACAGCCGUCCCGCUGUACAGCGGUGGAAAAUUAGAGUUGGCCCGAGACAACAUGCUCCUGAGUCCGUAGGCCUGCCCAUCAAGAAGUCCAGUGAGCACGGAGCCAAAGCAGCUCCAGUGUCAGGAAUUAAUGUGGAUGCAGCCCUGGAUCAGAUCAGGUAGCCUCACUGACUUCACAAGAGGGCCUAAUUCCAGUGGAGACUGGAACAAAAGCAGUCCUGACAAUGCACAUACUUUGCCCUGGAUGAGUCAGUCACUGUUAUCAGCACACACCAUCGCACGUUGUUUACUUGACUUAUCCUAACUAAUCUGUGUGAUUUAGAUGUUGUGAUGUGGUGGUGUGGAAAGAGUCAGGCGCAGGAGGGUAAAUCACAGAAACACAGGCUUUAAUCCACAAAAAUAUAGGUUUACGCAGAAAUGCGUCAAACACACUCCAGUGCACCAACCAGGUGCACUGGAAAAUACAAAGCACACAGGAAAUCUCCCGUCGAUACAAAAUGCACGAGCUCCACCGAGCUUCCCUAACCUCCACAAAUAACAAUCACCCACACAGACAAGGAAGCAGAGGGAACACUUAUACAAUGACUAAUGAGGGAAUAAGGACCAGGUAUGUGUGAUUGAAGACAAGACAAAUGGAGUGAUGAUAAAUGGAUCGGCAGUAGCUAGUAAGCCGGUGACGCCGAACGGCGAAGCCUGCCUGAACAAGGAGGGGAGGCAGCCUCGGCGGAAGUCGUGACAGAUGUGUUCCUCCUCUUUAGAAACACGUGUUUUUCUCUCCACACAGGGAAUGUCAAGUUCAUUGCUUUUCUAACCUUGAGGUUAUUGAUCUAUCCCUCACUCCAUUAGCUCUGCCCCUUUGAAGGUAUGUGCUCUCCCACUCCUGAAUGGAGAGAACAUCUGAAAUCUUUAUCAGUGGCACAGGGAGGGGGGUCCUAGUGUGGUUCUGUGUUUGCUAUAUCUCCCCCGAGAGGGCAUAUAUCACGAAGCCAGGAGAGCGCUGACUCCCCUAGCUAUCAGCUGUUGCUUUAGAUUAAUAGAUCGCUACAUUAGCAAAGCCUUGACCUCAUCUUUAGAAGACUUCCAUAGGAAAAACAGGAAACCCUGGGAUACUCAUCGGUUGCAUCCCAAAAACUUCUGGGUUAACCAUUACAACACCAGCUUCAAUGUUAUAACAGUAAAGUGUUAGUGAGAAAAUGUAAAGGAAUUUUAGAGUAAAAGAUGAACAAUGCUAUAGCAUUUUUUUAUGCUGUAGAGAUCAAUGUUCGAUCAUCUUCGACAGCCUGUAUAACAAACUGAAUAACAUGUACUAGCUACAAGAUAGGCCUACUACAUUGUACAAGUGUUGCUAUUAGGUCAAACUGCUCCGGAAAUAAGGCCUAUUAGGGAUAUACAUUCAUCUGUGUCUGCAAGUCUUGCUGAAUUCCUUUGGUUUUGUGAGCUGUGAGCUCAGUUGGCUGUGAACCAGAGGACUGAGAGGGUCUGUCCAGCAGGACAUUCUGGAUUAGACCACAGCUGUCCGUCUCACAGCUUCUCACCAGAAUAAACAUUUAAGUAGUAACAUCAUCAGACACACUGGACUGUGUGAAUCUGGCAGGAAGAGCACAGGCGAGGUGACAGGGUACACGCUCCACCCUAGUCAUCAUCUCUCCAACCCCAACUAUUCCAACAGUGUAGUGCAGACAGGUGGCUGAUACAGUAGAAUGAUGGACACUCCUUUGUAUAAAUCAUAAAUGAAAGGACAGUAUUGUCUUUGGAGGUGUGUUUAUGGGUGUGUUGGAGCCCACAGGUCAUCAUACCCCCAACUGUGAAAGCACAUUAAAACACACACACACACAGUUGGGAGACAGCAUACAGUAGCACUGUAAUUUAAUGCAGAAAACUCAGAAACAACUCAUUUUGGGGACAGUUCUUCUGUACUCUCCCUCGCCCUCCAUUUGGCAAAUCUGAAUAUAACUCCAUCCUCUUAAUUCCUGUUUACAAGCAAAAACUCAAACAGGAAGUACCAGUGAUGCCCUCAAUAUGGAAGUGUUCCGAUGAAGCGGACGCUAAGCUACAGGACUGUUUCGCUAGGACAGAUUGGAAUAUGUUCCGGGAUUCAUCCGAUGGCAUUGAGGAGUUUACCACAUCAGUCACUGGCUUCAUUAAUAAGUCCAUCGACGACGUAAUCCCCACAGUGACCGUACGUACAUAUCCUAACCAGAAGCCAUGGAUUACAGGCAACAUCUGCACUGAGCUAAAGGCUAGAAAUGCCCCUUUCAAGGAGCGGGACACAAAUCCGGACGCUUAUAAAAAAUGUUUAUACGCCCUCCGAUGAACCAUCAAACAGGCAAAACGUCAAUACAGGACUAAGAUCGAAUCCUAGUACACCGGCUUUAACAUUCGUCAGAUGUGGCACGGCUUGCAAACUAUCACGGAUCACGGGAAACCCAGCCACGAGCUGCCCAGUGACGCAAGCCUACCAGACAAGCUAAAUGCCUUCUAUGCUCGCUUCGAGGCAAUCAACACUGAACCAUGCAUGAGAGCACCAGCUGUUCCGGACCACUGUGUGAUCACGCUCUCUGUAGCUGAUGUGAGUAAGACCUUUAAACAGGUUAAAAUUCACAAGGCCGCAGGGCCAGAUGGAUUACCCGGACACGUACUCAGAGCAUGCGCUGACCAGCUAGCAAGUGUCUUCACUAACAUUUUCAACCUCUCCCUGACCCAGUCUGUAAUACCCACAUGUUUCAAGCAGACCACCAUGGUCCCAAGAACGCCAAGGUAACCUGUCUAAAUGACUAUCGCCCUGUAGCACUCACAUCUGUAGCCAUGAACUGCUUUGAAAGGCUGGUUAUGGCUUACAUCAACACCAUCAUCCCCGGCACCCUGGACGCACUCCAAUUCGCAUACCGCCAUCUACAGAUCUACAGAUCUCUAUUGCACUCCACACUGCCCUUUCCCACCUGGACAAAAGGAACACCUAUGUCAGAAUGCUGUUCAUUGACUACAGCUCAGCAUUCAACACCAUAGUGCCCUCCAAGCUCAUCACUAUGCUAAGGACCCUGGGAUUAAAUACCUCACUCUGCAAUUGGAUACUGGACUUUCUGAGGGUAGGCAACAACACAUCCGCCACACUGACCCUCAACAAGUCGUGAAGAGGGCAAGACAAUGGCUCUUCCCCCUCAGGAGGCGAUAAAGAUUUGAAGUGGGUCCUCAGAUCCUCAAAAGGUUCUACAGCUGCACCAUUGAGAGCAUCUUGACUGGGUGCAUCACCGCCUGGUAUGGCAACUGCUUGGCAUCCGACCGCAAGGCGCUAUAGAGGGUAGUGCGUACGGCCCAGUACAUCACUGGGGCCGAGCUCCCUGCCAUCCAGGACCUCUAUACCAGGUGGUGUCAGAGGAAGGCCCUAGAAUUUGUCAAAGAAUCCAGCCACGCAAUUCACAGUCUGUUCUCUCUGCUACCACAUGGCAAGCAGUACCGGAGCGCCAAGUCUGGGACCAAAAGGCUCCUGAACAGCUUCUACCCCAAAGCCAUAAGACUGCUGAACUGCUUUUCACCCCCUACCUACAUGUACAUAUUACCUCAAUCAAUCACCCCAACUACUUCGUACCCCAGUACACUGACUCGGUACCGGCACUCCUUGCAUUUAGCCUGUAUAUAGCCUCGUUAUUGUUAUUUUAUUGUGUUACUAUUUUAUUUGUAUCUAUUUGUUAAUUUGAAUACUUUUUAACUGCAUUGUUGGGAAAGGGCUCAUAAGUAAGCAUUUCAUGGUAAAGUCUACACUUGUUGUAUUUGGUGCAUGUGACAAAUUUGACAAUCCUACCCCUGGUGACAUUGUAAUGAUAUGAUGUGUUUUCCAGUAACUCCCUCAGAUUGUGUAUGGAGUGAGCCUGAGUUCUGGAGACUAAACACACCCUGUGAUCGAGGAGUGCAUGCUCGCUCCACCCACUACUAUUAAGCUUUAGGAGCACUCAUAGAGUUCAGCAUAACAAUGAUGAAGAAUGAUGCAAUGGGUGAGUCGCCCUUACUACUUUUCAUCCUACCAAAAUAUAAGUACCUGCUGUGUAUGGUGGCGUACUCUGAAAUCCCUACUUUUCUCAGAAGUCUACAUCCUAAAGCGGAAGUGAUUCAUAUCUGAGGUAGCUGGAGGAUUCUUGAACGUGUAGUUUGGUUUGGGAUAAUGGCCAAAACUGUUGUAAUAUGGUAAUAUUUACAUUUUAGCGAGAGAUGACAGCCUAUUACUGGCUGUUGCAUUGGGACUUGUUAUGUUUCCAAGGCAGAGGUCAUUGUCCUGCCAAGAUACAUGAGAGGAGAUGUGUCAGAGUCAGUCUCAGCCAGGCCCAUUGCCUUGCUCUCCUAACUGGGCUGACUGAUCACAGAAAUGUGCUUCAGACUGUCACUAGACAUGCUAGUUUCUCAUCACCAUUUAUUACUGUACAUGUUGGGAGAAACAUUGAUGUACCCACAUUCAUGAAAAUACUUAACAAGAGAAAUAGGACAAUGUGUAGGCUUACUAAUUUAUGGAGAUUCCAGCUUGCUAUAAUAACAAAAUGUUCCUUUUACGCCAACCUAUUAGUACUGAGCAAUUAGUGCUUUUUUGAUUUAUGUGGGUUAUGUGGGUUGAAUGCUGUAAUAACACAGAAUUAAACAAUUAAUAAAAGUCCCAUGAUGGUAGUGACUGCCCAUUACUGCUUAUCACUUAUUAACCAUUAUUUAUUCACAUUACUUUACUUUAAUACAAUAUUUCAAUUGUUGUGUAUAUUACAUUUGUUUUAUUUGAUGACAUUAUCACUAUAGAGCUGCUGCCUAUAUGCUGUCUGACAAAAUCACUAUUUUAGUAGUUCUUCAAAGUAAGGCAUACUUUUAUGACUGCUGAAUACCAACUAUAAAUAACUUAGAUCAGGGUUCCCCAAAUGGUGGCCCUCGGGCCGAAUUUUAUUUGUCCCACAAAGUUUUCUGAGUUCAACAAAUAAUAAUAAUAAUUGUUGGACAUAAAAGACUGUGAAAACACCAGCAAAUCAGCUCCAAGUGAUUAUAAUUUUGGAAAUCUGUUCCAAAGUAUUCCCACGCAUAAUAGAGAGAUAUAGGCCUAUGUGAUCGUAUACAAAUGUAAGCAAGGUUAUAAAUGAUGUUUUAGUCAAAUAUGAUAUCUGUUUGGGCUUCUUGCGGUCAAUUUGCAGUCUACCAAUUAUUUGUAAUUAUUAUCCGCCCCCCUGACCAUCCGUUUAAGAAAAAAUCUGCCUGCGGCUGAAUGUAGUCGAUGAUCCCUGACUUACUUAUUUUCAGGUAGAGAUAAUUUGCUAAGCAACUGCUCUCUAUCCGUCUCGAUCGUGCAUUCUUCUGUCUCUUCUCAUAGCAGGCAUAAAAUAAACACACAGACUGGACAAGUAGGCACACAAUGGAUUAUGGUAAUUGGCUAUGUAGAAUAUUGGCGUGUUAGAAACUACAACUCCCUACUACAUCGCACUGUUCGGUCUUGAACUGAUUUAUCUCUAGAGAAACUGCGCAAUGUGUGCAUUGAGCUCACAGAAAAAAAAAGAGCGAAAUGGAAUUCAAAUAAUUGAACCGCCGUUGGUCAAUUAGUUGUUUAAAAAACGAACAAUACCAGAAAUGUUGGUUAAUUGCUAAGCACUACAACCUAUAAAUCAGUAUCUAAUCAAUGGUACCAUUUCUGCUGUUUAUUGCCAAGUAAACGUUGAAUUCACAGUGAAAAUACAUGUACGUACCAGGAUUACCUCAACAGCUAGAGGUCAUCAAUCUGAUGACCUCGAUAGUGGAUGAGUCAUUUGCAGCUAAGAUGUUGCCUCCUUAUUUUCUAUCUAACACACCCCACCCUUCCUGCUGGAAAGAAACCUAUUAUAAUCAGCUGUGAGAAUGUAACAUCAUUCCACAUGAAUAUCCUGGUGUUGGAAAAGGUGAACCAUAUUGGGAAAUUCCCUCAGGUUCAAAGGAAAGCGGGUAGGUGUGAGUUCUGGCAUUCUUGGGGAGGAUAUGGCAUGGGGAUUUAACCUAAGCCAUCAAAUGCUAUAUGACAGACCCAUAGAGUCAAAGUCAUGUAUUUUCUCUUGUAGAAAAGGUAUCUGGUAGAGGAGUGCUGUGUCUGUGUGUAGGACCUGUUGAGUGCCUGUAGAUUUGUCAGUACUUCUUUCAUAUAUUGUCCCAAGCCCUCUCUUCUCUGUGAAUGUGCUGCCUGCCUGUCUGCCUGACUGACUUUAUAAGGAACUUCCUGUGUGGUGACGUCAUGCAUGCACCAGAGUGAAGAGGUCUGCUCUGUUAGGGGAGGGAGCAGUGAUGGGAGGGGAGGGGAGGGGCGGGGGCAUGGGGUAAUACUCACUACACAAAGUUCUCCAGUCGAUCCUAUCCAUUCAAUUUUUCUGUCCAAUCUAGUCUUUUUUCAUUUCAUUCUCUUACACAGUACUAUGCUUCUUCUCUAGUGUGAAUAUGAAAUCACUGUAAAUAGGUAAUGCCAACAAAAGCUGGCAAAAUAAACAAAGCAAUAUGUAUUUACUGUGCAGACUUGAUUUUAUGCAGUUGCACAGAAAUCACAUGCAACACACAGCUCUCAAGCUCACCUUCAUAUCCACAAACACCCAUACAAACACCCAUGCAGUAAUCUGAUCUCACAACCCCAUCAUUCUCCUGCUGGCAACAACUGGCCCAAAGGAAUUUUAAAAAUGUCCUUGAAAUUAUAAAGGGGGAUUAGAGAGAGCCUGGUCCAUCCACGGCCAAAUAUCUAAUGAUAAGCCUGUUAGGUCCAGGGGCCAAGGCUGGCUAUGGAGAUUUACCAAGUCAAGCAAUAAGCACACUUUGUUCCCUCCACUCACCUCCAGUUUCUGCCUCUAUUUAUUUAGCAAUGCACUUGUUUGUAGACAUUGUAUGGCUGUGUUCGGUUAGUAUGCAUGGUUGUAGCUGGUUUGUUUAGCCUAGUUACACUACAUGAGUAUGUGGACACCUGCUCGUCGAACAUCUCAUUUCAAAAUCAUGGGCAUUAAUAUGGCGUUGGUCCCCCCUUUGCUGCUAUAACAGCCUACAGUCUUCUGGGAAGGCUUUCCACUAGAUGUUGACACAUUGCUGCGGGGACUUGCUUCCAUUCAGCCACAAGAGCAUUAGUGAGGUCAGGCACUGAUGUUGGGCAAUUAGGCCUGGCUCGCAGUCGGCGUUCCAAUUCAUCCCAAAGGUGUUCGAUGGGGUUAAGGUCAGGGCUCUAUGCAGGCCAGUCAAGUUCUUCCACACCGAUCUCAACAAAUCAUUUCUGUAUGGACCUCACUUUGUUCACGGGAGCAUUGUCAUGCUGAAACAGGAAAGGGCCUUCCCCAAACUGUUGCCACAAAGUUGGAAGCACAGAAUCGUCUAGAAUGUCAUUGUGUGCUGUAGCAUUAAGAUUUCCCUUCACUGGAACUAAGGGGCCUAGCCCAAACUAUGAAAAACAGCCCCAGACCAUUAUUCUUCCUCCACCAAACUGUACAUUUGGCACUAUGCAUUGGGGCAGGUUCUCCUGGCAUCCACCAAACCCAGAUUCGUCAGUCAGACUGCCAGAUGGUGAAGCAUGAUUCAUCACUCCAGAGAACGCGUUUCCACUGCUCCGGAGUCCAAUGGCGGCGAGCUUUACACCACUGCAGCCAAAGUUUGGCAUUGCGCAUGGGGAUCUUAGGCUUGUGUGCGGCUGUUCGGCCAUGGAAACCCAUUUUAUGAAACUCCCGACAAACAGUUAUUUUGGUGACAUUGCUUCCAGAGGCAGUUUGGAACUCGGCAGUGAGUGUUGCAAGCGAGUACAGACGAUUUUUAUGCGCUACGCUGGUCCCGUUCUGUGAGCUUGUGUGGCCUACCACUUCGUGGCUGAGCCUUUGUUACUCCAAGACAUUUCCACUUCACAAUAACAGUACUUACAGUUGACUGGGGCAGCUCUAGCAGGGCAGAAAUUUGAUGAACUGACUUGUUGGAAAGGUGGCAUCCUAUGACAGAGCCACAUUGAAAGUCACUGAGAUCUUCAGUAAGGCCAUUCUACUGCCAAUGUUUGUCUAUGGAGAUUACAUGGCUGUGUGCUCGAUUUUAUACACCUGUCAGCAACAGGUGUGGCUGAAAUAACCGAAUCCACAAAUGUGAAGUGGUGUCCACAUACUUUUGUGUAUAUAUAGUGUAGGUUAAACUGACACACACAAAGUUUAUAAUGGCUAGGUCAGUGGCCGGAGCUGUUCCAGCAGAUAUUCAAGCAGACAGAAAGUGAAUCCCCCAUUUAAGUAAUGCUAAAUACAGAUCUGUUGAAGGGUUUUGAUACAGUGUAAUAAAUGUGUAAUAUAUAAACAGUGUAGUAAAGUCAUUGUAUUUCUCAGUACAAUGGAACAAGUCCAUUAUAAUUCAUUCACAUCUAAUUCGACACUAUAGUGUCAGACUCGAGUGACUGGCAUGGGACAUUAUGACCAGAGUAAAGUCUUUUAAAAUACAUUUCUGUUGUUUCAUGAGCUGCCCAGUCAAUAUUCUGACAAACACAGAGCAGGUCCCAGGUAAACAGAAAUGUCCACAGGCAUCAGAUAAGGAGCAGCAGUCAGACGAUGUGGGCUCCAUUCAGUUAUCAUGCAGGAUAAUAUACUGCGGAGAUAAGAGUGUUUCUCUGUGUGUUUGCUGCGGGGUUGUUCCACCUCAAAAAGCACAAGAAAGAGGAUUUCGACACCCACCAUCUCAGAUUGUUCUGAAAUUGUGUCUGUUGCUCGAAACAGAUAAGAUUAGCAUUCUUGCAACAUUAGUUUGAAAUAUAAUUUAAUCUCUGAGAAAUUAAGCUAAUUGAUUGCACCCAAAUUGUCCAUUUUAAUUUAUAGGAUUCAUAUAAUAUUGAAUAAAUAUAGUACCUAACAUCCGGUUUGGACCAAACAUUUUUCUAAUAAUGAGUUAAACAUGAGGAAUCCAAAGAAAUUGUCAAAAGCCACCCAUGGACCCCCCACACCCCAUGUCAAUUCCACCCCUAUUACCAAAAUCUCCCCUCAGCUUUGUGUGGGAGCGUUUUACAUUCAUUUUGUCGUUGUUCCACUGAGUCUAGCUGGAAACGAUGAAGCACAGCUACAAACAGAGUGCUGAUAGAGUCAAUGGUACAUCCAGAGUAAGACUGACAGAGGUAUGUGUACGUGUGUGUUGUAUUCUCUGUACUAUGCAGUUGUGUUCAGACAGGUUAAGUUUCAGUCUGGGUCCUCAAACAACCUCUGUCUGCCCAGGGACUGCCAGGGAUCAGCCACUGUGGCGCCACACAAGGCCAUGAGCCCAGAACAGCUCAGUAAAUCCCUACCUGAGUUUCUAACAAAAAUUACCUUAUCUUUAUGCUGUAAUGCAAAAUGCAAUUUAGACAACUUACUGUACAAUAUGUAUUCCCCUCUCUCCAAUCCAACUAAUACAAGAGUGUAAGACUAUGGACUCCAAAGGCCACAAUUUGUGCUGUGUUUAUUUGUUAUUGAUAAGCACUCUAAACACUUACUCCCAGCAUAAUCUGUAAAACCUAAAAUACUGCAACACAAUACAAUGUGCAACACUCAAGGACUGUAGAUAAAACUGACUUUUGUUAUGUCAGAUGAUAGUGUAGCGGGCAGGGAUAUUCAACUCUUACCCUAGGAGGUCUGGAGCCUGCUGUUUUUCUGUUCUACCUGAUAAUGAAUCGCACACACCUGGUGUUCCAGGUCUAAUUCAGUCCCUGACUAGAGGGGAACAAUGAAAAAAUGCAGUGGCACUGACUUGGAGGUCCCUGUACUUUAUUGUACAGGGCACUGUACAAUAAAGCAAUCACACAAUUUCAUCCAAUGUGUACCAACUGUUAAUUACAUAAAAUAUCUGUAAAUGUGCCAUUCUUAGUGUAGCCUGUAAAACACAUAUAUCCCCAUAAAUCAUUUUAGGUAGGCCUAUACAUUAUUAAUGUAAAGUGAAACCAUAAAAUCUUCAUCAAAGUCAACUGUGCAUGUGUCGUGUGUGCAAGCCGCUAAAUGGAAAGCUAUGUCUUUAAGAGUUGAGUGAAAGGCGGAGUCAGAGUAUAUUCUUGUAGCGUUGUGGAGCUUAAAAGAACAUCACUCACAACAAUAGUAUUUAUUGAGAAGUCUCCCAGAACAGAAAGAAUAGUUACAGUGCCAAAUGCGCUGUCGUUUUCUGCUCAGUACCAUAGCAGACUGAAGCUUGUAAAUUGGGCUACACUAACGUCUACAGCAAAACACUGGAGCUAGAACUGUCGCCAAAAGAGGAUUCUAAACGUUUCUAAGUAACAGCUGAGGGAAAACUGCGAGGUUGUAAGGUGAGCUCUAAAAACAUAUUGGAUUACCGUGACGUGUAUUUCUUUGUGUGUGUGUGUGUGUGUGUGUGUGUGUGUGUGUGUGUGUGUGUGUGUUGAUGACGGCAGCAGUGAUUGAUGCAAUCUCUUAUUUCUCAGCCGGUACAUUGUAUCAUACAUUGACAUUGUAUCCCAGCGUUAUAAUAUAUUUAUUAUACUGUUAUGCCUUUUCAUACUAAUACAAUACUAUACAAUAUGUUAAACAAUAAGCUACUCAAAGUUGGAACAACUUGUUCUCCUUGUAUAGCUAAAAUUACAUACUGGAAUUAAAAGUGUAGGACGCAUGUAAAUGUAAAUAAAAUACUGAUAUAUAACUAUUGUUUUGGGGUGAAAAAUUGAUAGUUACAUAUCGGUAUUCAUUUUGACGAUAUUACUAUUCUUUUUGCACUAGUCAGCUGUACCUGCACCAAAACUCCAGUAUUUAUUGCUUCUAUAGCUUGCUCUCCAUCUUCUUUUAAAAUGGUAAGCCAAUAUGUUUUCAGCACUUUUAUUUCCGUGAGUGAUCAAAACUCGUUUUCUCAUGGCUCGCUCAUGUCCCUCUGCAGCAGACAUAUAGUGAGCUAUAUGUUUGGAACAUCGAAUCGCAAUAAAAUCACAGUAUGGAAUAGCAUUCAUACAGAAUCGCGAAACCUAUAGAAUCGCUAUACAUAUCGUAUCGGCAACUAAGUAUCAUGAUAAUAUUGUAUCGUGAGGUCGCUGGCAAUCUCCAGCCGUACUGAUGAUAUCAAGAAAUGAUGGAUCCUUAUUUCAUCAGUUACUUGAGAUUGGAAAAAAACGUAUAUUAUGGAGUGAGCCACCUUCUUGCUCUAGCAAUCAAUCCUGUAAAGCAAGGGGGUGCGUACACUGUUUGCUUGCAGCACAGGUAGAGCGGGUAUGGUUGCUCAGAAACCGCUGCAGGGAUGUCAUAAGUGGGGUGUGAACCUCUUCCUUCUAUGUUUUUCUGUGCCUAAUGUCAUGGUCUAUAGUAAGGUUACGUCUGAAAUGUCACCAUAUAGGGCUCUGGCCAAAAGUAGUGCACUGUAGGGAAAAUGUGUAAUUAUCAGAUGUGCACAAAGUGCUCAUGUUGGUGUGUAGCAUACAUGGUGUGUAAAACCAUACCUCUUGGCUUGGAGUGACUGUGCUUAGCUCUACUAGGCCUGUGUCUUAAUAUUUUGAUAGUAGGCUAUGGAUGUCAAAUAGAGAUGGUCAGAUGGUGAUCAUCACCACAAGUGUGUUUACCAAACCUCUUGUCUUCCCACACAACAAAAUAUCCUCGGCUCUUUGAAAUAAUUUGACUGCAAUGUUCCCAUUCAUUAUUUCUCCAUGACUACCCCAUUUGUUUAAACCUGGUGUUGCCUCUAAAUACACUACUCAACUGUGAUCAAACGCACAUCCUUAAGUGCAGGGCCGAAAAAAGUAGGUAUAAAAGAAAUGGAGCCCGCACAAUCGUAAGCUCCACCACGUACCUUUAUUCACAAACAAACAACGUUGAAGUGACCUGACGAAGAUCCUUGCAGGAUCUAAAUAUUUGUUUGUGAAUAAAGGUACAUGGUGAAGCUUAUUAGUGUGCGGGCUCUAUUUAUUUUAUGCCUCUAAAUACACUCAAUGUAAACUAUGGUUACCACUGCCAGGAUGAACUGUUUUUGCACCUGUUGCCAGAGGAAGUGGGAGCCUCUCAGGGUUCAUUAUCAAGGAUCAAGUUGCUUACCAUCCCCUCCGAACUGAAUCCAGGGCCCUGGGCAAGGGAUGGGAGGGAUGCCAUGUUGGGCAAUUUGGCCUGAGCAGACGUCCUGGGCAUGCUGUUGUUCCAGAGCUUUCUUUCUGAAUGACCAGCUGUCUGGGCAGCACAUCAAUCUGUCCAUUCUCUAGAACUGCUGGAGUCUUAAAAGACCAUCAAUGUGUUUUCACUUCUUGAUGAUGGAUGGUUGACGAUAGAUGCAUAUUGUUCUGGCCAUGAAUUUGUUGUUCAUACAAACCAGAACUAUUCCUCCACAUGAUCAGCUGUAAAUGGCAAAGACUUCUGUGAAGUUAUGGUCUCCAUCAGUUGAGUAGAGAUGACCCUUAGACCCCCAGGUUAGGUCUAGCCUACAUGUUGCCACUCUACCCAAAGGAAGUCAGCGGCUGUUGUGUGAUGCACUCAUUCCCGUCUUUUUCUGGCCACAGGUUCCUAAUUAAAGGUCAUGUCACCAGAAUACGUUUAUGGGCCAUAUGUAGGGCAGCCCAGCCCCCGUGGUGACUCUUAUCAACACUAUGCAGGUUUUAUUGUCUUCUCAGGAAUUCAGCAUUCUCUGUGUUGAUCUUGCCAACCCCCAUUGUCACACCUCUGAGAAGCAGAGGUUCUGUUGUGAUUACAUCAUGUAGGUCUGAUAUCUGAUUGGAGGUUAACUUUACAGUAAUACUAUUGGUCAACAACUCAGAUUUUGAAUCCAAACAACUCCGAUGCUUAUAAAAGGGUAUUAGAUUAAUUGUUCUUCCUCUUAUGUUCCUGACUUGCUGUGGUGAGAUACCUACACUCUUUAUCUCUUCCUCUCUCAUGAGCUAUGGGCCAUGGCACAAGCCAUGGUUUCUUUCUUUCUCUCUCUCUCUCUCUGACCAUGCUCCCUCUCUAACCAUGCUUAGAAUAAGUAAGAGAUAAACGCCAAUGUUCUAUACAUUACCUUGGAAAUAAUGGACAACGCAGCGGGAUGAGACGGAGCCUCGUUUAUCCCCCUUAUACCACCGUUGCCAAAGAAAACAAUAUUAAAGCACACGUUUACCAGUAUAAAUACUUUUGUUUUGUUUAUAUUUUUAUAAGCAAAUUCAUACUUUCUCAUCUUUUGGUUGCAGUCGUUCGUUCGAUAUUUAUGGACCCGACCAAGUCGUUGUUCUUUAUGUUCCGUUGCCAUGCUCAGUGGCAACGUGCUUAUUCCUAGCUUGCUGCUAGCUAAUCAACUAGCUACGGCUGCACAGUCACAACCUCUGCGGCCAGAAUAACUGCAAAGUUUAUUCCGUUGCGUUUGUUUAAGCUGUUUAUCCCGCUUAUACCACAGUUGCCAAAGAAAACAAUACUAUAAGCACACAUUUACCGGUAGAAAUAAAACAUUUUCAUUUAUAUAAGCAAAUUCAUACUUUAUCAUCUUUUGGUUGCCAGUCGUUCAUUUGAUUUAGUGUGAUAUUUAUGGACGCGACCCAGUCAUUCGUUCUUUAUGUUCCGUUGCCAUGCUCGCUGGCAAUGUUCUUAUCCCUUGCUUGCUAGCUAGCUACGGCUAACACAGUCACGACCUCUGCAGCCAGAAUAACAGCAAAGUAGCUGUUUUCUAUUGACAUUCAUUCGGAUACAUCCAUAACAAUGAGCAGAUAAUGCCAGAUUUUGCCUGGCAUAGCUAGAAAAGUUUGCCUUCUCGUCAGGUCACUCGACACUGUUCAUUAUGAGGAGAUCACAUUGCAUAUCAAACACUAGGCUAGAAGCUAGCUAAAUAGUUUGUUGCUAGCAAACCUACCAAUAUGACAAGCAAAUUAAAAAAUAUCAGUUGCUGAAACCGCUGGUCAAACUAGAAACGUGGGAGUAUUUGACAGCAUAGCACCACUUGCGUCAUGACUGCAACAGUAGGGACCAGAGAAAUUCAUGUUUACCACAUUAGGUCACCAGAUGCUUCAAAAAUGUCUCUACAAAAACAAAUCAAUACUAGCUAGCUAGCUACGUUUUCUCCUCGUUGGACCUGCGUUUACAAUGUAUCCAAUUUCAGUUUGUGUUGUUGGUUUAGCUUUCUGUAACUUUGUAGCAAGUACAGUCUGCAUGUGUAGGCGCUUAUUGCGUCAUGAUUGCAUGGUGUCCCGAUAUCUUUCCCAGCUGUCCCGUUAUCUGGUUUUAAUGUCCAUUCUAGAAUGCCCUUCUAACCAAUCAGAAACGAGUAUUCAACAAUGCUGUGGUAUAAUGCCUUAUAAUGUUUGUUAAUGGUUUAUAACUUAAGCUUUAUGGCUUGUAUGUGAAUCCAUUCAUUUUGCAAUGUAAAUACACUUGUAUUUAGAAUUCCAUUCUCAGACAUUCAUUGCCUAUUACUGUAACUCAACCAUAGUCACUUGCAAUUGCUAAUUACCUUAAUGGGGUCAGAUAAACAUUUUAAUAGGAAAAUUGCUUAAUCUUAUUACAAGUCACGUGUGAGGUAUAUACAAUGUAUAAUAUCCUACAUAUCAAAUAUUACUGCCCACUACACAGACAUAAAACAUCAAGGUGUCGUGAAGGCAUGACAGUUACUGGCCAUUAUUAGUCUGACCUGGGAUGAACGUUCUCCUGAAGACUGAAUACAUUGGAACAUUAGUUAAUAAUGUGCUGGUGUUAUUUGUUUACACUUUGUUCCGCAGAUAUGAAUUGAUUUCCUCCCUCUGAACCUUGCUUGCAUUGUUUACUCCGCCCUGACACACAUUUCACAUGACUCGAACAUCCAGGUCAUCUGACAUGGGGAGUGCUUGCAACACCAGGCAUAUCCCUGGUGACAGGAACAGUACUCUUUAAAAUAUAUAUUUUGCAGUAAGAGCUACCGGUCUGCUGGGACUCAAUCAACACUCUGCUGUUGUAGAAAGACACUGUCAGGGCUAUUGGUUUGGUUAAAAAAAAUCAGCCAUGAGGUUAGGGGGCCCCUAGAUAGCAUAUUAUGGCAAAAUGUGUAGAAUUGCAGGGAAUUAGCUUUAAAUGGCAAAACGUUCUAUCAGCCUCAUGGAAAUAUGUGAACAAUAGCAUGAGAUGAGCUAUACAACAGCAAUUUAUUUUGCUUUAAAACUGGAUUUCCUUUUUUCGGAUACUUGGAGAAAGCUUUUAACUAGAGAUGUUCUGAUAUUAAAUGCAAAAUACAGCAGCAGAGGAUACUCGUCAUCAGAGGAUUGCGUCUCAUGUUGGUGGAAAUGUGUCAAUGAACAAAAUAAAGAGCUGAUGGACCCCCUUCACUUUCACUCAUGUUCCUGCCUCUUGUCUGUGUUACAGGUCCAUCAGUAGCAGCCAUCCGGGCGAGCCGAGCGUUUCCUGGCUUUGAUGCGACCCGAUUUGUGCCUGGAGCAUGUGCACAGCGGGCCUGACUGCCCAGGAGAUCUGUUUACCUGCAGACAGCCCCUUCCUGCGGGCCAGUCACUGUCUCAGCAUGGCUGGAGCCAAGCCCUCAUGGAGCCACCGCCAUGAGCUGGACAAGUAAGUCCACACGUGUGUCCUCAGUUUCAAGAAGAACAUGUUUUAUUAGUUAAUAGAUGCCGUAAAGAGGUCAAUUGAACUCAACCAAAACAUUGGAAUUGCCAUGGAAACGUGUGGGGGGGAAAGGGUCGUUGGGGAAAGAUCCCAAAUCUACAUUUAGGCUAUUGUUUAUAAAAUAGUGUGAAAUACUAUGUUGAGGUAAGAAUUGGAGUAUAAUGCUUGUAUGGAUGUCAACCCCAACACAUGUUUAUGUCAUCGUCACCAAUCAACUGCAUUACCCUUAAAAACCACUUUGACUAGCACCACUGAUUUCUGUAUGCUAGCUAUGCUAACCAGUUUUACAAACAGGAGUUAGCAUUUAGCAUUCACUUCUUCUAAACCUGAAAAAGGACAACUUCUAAAUGUUAUGCUGCGAAACAGGCAAAUAUAUAAAAAUCGGACUUAUGUAACCACAUUGUGGGCUUGUUUACAAUACAUAAAUCAUGACGGAUUUGACUAUUUUCAAAUUUGUUCGAUCAGAUUUGUUGAAUGUGCACCAAUCUGGUCAAUGGAACGGUCUGCGUUCCAUUAACCCCUUUACCACAUCUAUAUUUUACUAAGGGUAUUCCUGCAGAGAUGGUUGGAAUUGCUAUAACUACAUGUACAGUAUCUCGGACAAUUACUCAACAAUGUGCAUCAUGCCAUUUUACAGCUUGUACUUCAGUAUGGAUCCAGCACCCACGGAAUACAACUUUCGAUUUCCGCAGCAGGUGCCACCAUCGCUCAAUUCUGAGAGUAAGUACUGGACCCAGCCACUGUAGAUUCUAUUUCUAUGGUACCACUCACCACUUACACCCACACUCCUUCCUUUUACCCUCUGCCUUAUACCCAGCCUUACAAGGAGGGAUUUAAUACUAUGUCUCUGAGCCAACUGGUUGAUGUUUACUGGGAGGUUUUCCUGUUUCUGUAAGAAUAGAGAGCCAGAAUGCUGGCUGCCCAGGACCUGCUCUAAAUAUAUCCUGGGGAAUGUUUAACCAACCAAUCAAUCAUACUGUAUAUUCUAUUAUGUACAUACUUCUCAUACUAGUUGUUAUUACUAUUUUCUUCAACUUUUUAUUACUACUUGUUAUUUUUUUACUUUUGUAUUUGGCAUUUGAUUCUUGACUGAUGUUGUUAUUGUACUGCAUUGUUGAGGAGCGUUAGCAAGCAAGCAUUUCACUGUACCGUAUGCAUGUGAUUAAUAAACGUUGAUUUGAUUUGAACAAAACCAUGAGAGGAGAGGUGCUUUGUGCUUUCAAGUAAUUAAGGUGUCUCUCUGUUGACCUCCACACUUCCAGGAACCUUUUAACUUCGAGACCCUGCUAGGAGCCUGGCUAAAGUUAAUUAGUGGUGCACUAUGGUUCUAACUUUCUCUGGUAGUUACCAAAUGCCGAUAUUUAGAUUUAAUUGGUUUUCUAACCUCUGCAGGACAGAAACAUAGCCCUGGUGCACAGUGGUUACCCCCAAAGAAGUCCCGUCCCACACAUCUGUCCUUGUCAUCCAGCACUGAGCCCUCCACCCCUAGCCCUGCUGAGGAUGACCAGGUGGUCCCUUCCUUCCAGAGGUUGUCUGUGUACGAACACUGUAGUCCCCCCCACACACCUAGCCGGGGGGCCAAACCCCUGCCUCCUCUCCCUGGGCGGGCAGACCUUUCCCCUGACCAAGCCAUGGACAAUGAGGUGGAAUUCUUCACCAGUUCAGAUGACAGACACUGCUUGGUGCCUGAGCAGUGUCACCCCAAACCCUCUGCCUUUCGCUACGGAGCCCCCAGCCGCAGGAGCUUCAGGGGCUGUGGGCAGAUUAACUAUGCCUACUUUGAGGGACCUGCGGGGCAGCAGAGACAACAGGAACAGAAGGAGCAGCAGCGACUACAGGAGCAGCAGCGGGUACAGGAACAACAGCGGCAACAGCACGAGCAGCAGGAACAGCAACAGAGGUUGGAGCAGGAGGUGCGGGAGCAGGCAGAGCAGCAGCCAGUGUGUCCCAGACAGCAGGACCGAGCACAGCGGAAGCUGCGGCGCUCUCACUCCGGUCCUGCUGGCUCCUUCAACAAGCCCACAUCGCUGCGCCUGUCCUGUCACCACCGCCACACUCAGGGCAUGGACAAACCAGAGGUGCCCCCCCGCGUGCCCAUCCCCCCACGGCCCAUCAAGACUGCCGACUACCGCCGCUGGUCAGCCGAGGUGUCCUCGGGGGCAUAUAGUGACGAGAACAAGCCCCCCAAGGUGCCCCCCAGGGACCCUUUGUUGUCUCAAGGCAGCUCCCGUACCCCCAGCCCCAAGAGCCUCCCCUCGUACCUUAACGGUGUUAUGCCCCCCACACAGAGCUUUGCCCCAGACCCUAAGUACGUGAGCCGGGGCUUACAGAGGCAAAACAGCGAGGGGUCUCCCUGCAUCCUGCCUGUCAUGGAGAACGGCAGGAAGGCCAGCACCACACACUACUUCCUGCUCCCACAGCGGCCUACCAACCUGGACAAACCUUACCCGGAGAAGUUCCUCCGUGAUAUGGACUGCCCGGCAGGUCGCAGUAGAGGGGCUUCAGACCCAGAGUGGGAUUGUCAGACUAAGAGGAAGGUACAGGUGGAUAUAGUUUGACCUGGAGGAGACAAUUUAGGGAAGGACUCCAGUGGACACGAGCAAUCAACCACUGGGGAUACUGAAGCCUUCAAACACUUACUGCUGCUUUAACACUGACGACGUUGGUAGUUUUUACCUCGGUAUUCUAAAAACAUAGGGUAUUUGACAUACCAUUUACAGUUACUGGGACUUUAGGAACUGCAACCACAACAAAGAUGCAUGAUCUAAAUGUUGUCUCUCUAACUAUUGAGUGUGUGGGUAAUAUUUAACAAUUUAGAGAUUUCUUUUUUAUAUGAUGUAUUAUUUUUGUACAUUGAGUAUAUGUAAAUGUUUUGCUGAUACAGUGGUGCAGUUUUAGCGUAUAAGCUGGACUUGUGCCUCAAGUUCUCAGUGGUGUGUGUGUGUGUGUGUGUGUGUGUGUGUGUGUGUGUGUCACAGGUAUAGGAUGUUUUGUGAGGUGUAUGUUGUGUUUUUGAUAUUGCUUAUGUGUCUCAGAACUUGGGGACAAAGGGUCAGUAAAGCAAUCAUUAUCUCGUAUUGCAUAUAUGAUGUCUAAAGAAGAGGCCAAUGUAUUUAAACACUUUAUGAAGGAUUCUCCACCCACAUCCCCACUAACUCAUAUUAUAUAUAAGCAUGAAUAUAGGAAUGCACAUAUGUUUCCUGCCUUGUUGAUAUUUCAGUCUUACUCAGGCCACUAUGUUUAUGGAUGGAAGUGUAUUUAUGUGUUUCCCUCACUGGACGUACACUCUGUACCAGUGGGGGGAGUGGAAUAUUGGUAUGCAUAUCUCCAGUGGAAUGUCUAGUGCAGUUUGUACUUUGUGUUAGGCGUGUGCGCGUGGUGCAACUGUGUUCGUGUUUUCCCUGCUGAGUUUGUGUGACUUUUCUACCAUAUUGUAGAAAAUUAGGUUAACAAUAUUUGUUACUGUUCUCUGCCUGUUUUCAGCACUGCUUCCAAGUACACGGUCGCAAAGUGUAUCCUCCCUAACCCUUAUACUACUUUCUUUCAGUGUCCAGGUCAUUUUGUGCUGCACAAAAAUGUGCCUGUUGAACAUAUGUGAAUGUAUGAUUUUCUUACUGAAUUGUAUCAAACUGUUUGGGCAGCUCAGUACUUGGUCAAGCUGUGAGUCAUUGUCUGGAACUAACUGCCUUCAAUACUACCUCCCAUGAGAAUACAAAUUAAUACAUACCCCAAAACCUUGUGGACCGUAAUCCUAAAAUAAUUAUAAUUGAAACAUCUAAAUUAAUACCGAAACAUUGCCAAAUAUUUCUCAAAAGCCCUCAGUGAAAAUAUGAAGUGUAUGAAAAUCCAAACCACUACUUCACUGAGUCCAUUUACCUUAUUUCAGAAUUAUAAACAGAAUGGUCAGACCUUUUAAUUUGACAUUAUUUCAACUACAACAAGUGAUUGUGGAUCCCAGAGACAUUGGGCUCACCUGAUAACAUAGACGAAUUACGCUUGACUGCGUGGGGCUUACCUACCUGAAACAGACUUUCCUGUUCUGCUAAUGCAUUCCUGCCUGACAUGAUUGCAGUGGGUGUGGUCCAGAGGCUGCUGGCGGCCAGGAAACGAUAUGGAUUUUAUUGUAAUAGAUUAUUCAAGAACCAUAAUGAUGACAUAGUAAAUGUUGCAAGUGCAUCGAAGUAACCCUGGAUAUAAAACAUGGUAGUCAAAUUGGAUAUCAGAUUAGCUCUACAGUCAAAUUGUCACUUAAGUAUAUUUUCCCACUCAAAGGCAAAGGGAAAACAAACCUAGUAGAGGCCAUGUCGUUUUUAUAUUUAAUGUAUAAUAAAUUGUUUACAUUGUCACUGAUAUGUUAUUUAAUCUUAACCUAUUCCCAUGUCUUAUCGGAAACAAUGAAAUCAAAUGAAGACUAGUUCAUCGAGAAUAGUUGCCAUUAUCUGCUGUGGUGAAACAAAUGCUCUGGGAGUAAAGAAUAGUAUGCUGUGUUUAUUUAACAUAAUUACACUUGUCAUUAUGAAUAUUUGAUCAAUGUAUCAGUCUUUUUUAAAGGGAAAAAUAAAAUGACUUAAAGUCGGAAGUUUACAUACACCUUAGCCAAAUACAUUUAAACUCAGUUUUUUACAAUUCCUGACAUUUAAUCCUAGUAAAAAAUCCCUGUUUUAGGUCAGUUAGGAUCACCACUUUAUUUUAAGAAUGUGAAAUGUCAGAAUAAUAGUAGAGAGAAUGAUUUAUUUCAGCUUUUAUUUCUUUCAUCACAUUCCCAGUGGGUCAGACAUUUACAUACACUCAAUUAGUAUUUGGUAGCAUUGCCUUUAAAUUGUUUAACUUGGGUCAAACGUUUCGGAGCCUUCCACAAGCUUCCCACAAUAAGUUGGGUGAAUUUUGGCCCACUCCUCCUGACAGAGCUUGUGUAACUGAGUCAGGUUUGUAGGCCUCCUUGCUCACACACGCUUUUUCAGUUCUGCCCACAAGUUUUCUAUAGGAUUGAGGUCAGGGCUUUGUGAUGGCCGCUCCAAUACCUUGACUUUGUUGUCCUUAAGCUAUUUUGCCACAACUUUGGAAGCAUGCUUGGGGUCAUUGUCCAUUUGGAAGACCCAUUUGCGACCAAGCUUUAACUUCCUGACUGAUGUCUUGAGAUGUUGCUUCAAUAUAUCCACAUAAUUUUGCCAUCUAUUUUGUGAAGUGCACCAGUCCCUCCUGCCACCCCCGUGCUUCACGGUUGGGAUGGUGUUCUUCGGCUUGCAAGCAUCCCCCUUUUUCCUCCAAACAUAAUGAUGGUCAUUAUGGCCAAACAGUUAUAUUUUUGUUUCAUCAGACCAGAGGACAUUUCUCCAAAAAGUACGAUCUUUGUCCCCAUGUGCAAACCGUAGUCUGGCUUUUUUAUGGCGGUUUUGGAGCAGUGGCUUCUUCCUUGCUGAGCGGCCUUUCAGGUUAUGUCGAUAUAGGACUCGUUUUACUAUGGAUAUACAGUGGGGGAAAAAAGUAUUUAGUCAGCCACCAAUUGUGAAAGUUCUCCCACUUAAAAAGAUGAGAGAGGCCUGUAAUUUUCAUCAUAGGUAACUAUGACAGACAAAUUGAGAAUUUUUUUUUUCUCCAGAAAAUCACAUUGUAGAUUGAUUUUUAAUGAAUUUAUUUGCAAAUUAUGGUGGAAAAUAAGUAUUUGGUCACCUACAAACAAGCAAGAUUUCUGGCUCUCACAGACCUGUAACUUCUUCUUUAAGAGGCUCCUCUGUCCUCCACUCGUUACCUGUAUUAAUGGCACCUGUUUGAACUUGUUAUCAGUAUAAAAGACACCUGUCCACAACCUCAAACAGUCACACUCCAAACUCCACUAUGGCCAAGACCAAAGAGCUGUCAAAGGACACCAGAAACAAAAUUGUAGACCUGCACCAGGCUGGGAAGACUGAAUCUGCAAUAGGUAAGCAGCUUGGUUUGAAGAAAUCAACUGUGGGAGCAAUUAUUAGGAAAUGGAAGACAUACAAGACCACUGAUAAUCUCCCUCGAUCUGGGGCUCCACGCAAGAUCUCACCCCGUGGGGUCAAAAUGAUCACAAGAACGGUGAGCAAAAAUCCCAGAACCACACGGGGGGACCUAGUGAAUGACCUGCAGAGAGCUGGGACCAAAGUAACAAAGCCUACCAUCAGUAACACACUACGCCGCCAGGGACUCAAAUCCUGCAGUGCCAGACGUGUCCCCCUGCUUAAGCCAGUACAUGUCCAGGCCCGUCUGAAGUUUGCUAGAGUGCAUUUGGAUGAUCCAGAAGAGGAUUGGGAGAAUGUCAUAUAGUCAGAUGAAACCAAAAUAGAACUUUUUGGUAAAAACUCAACUCGUCGUGUUUGGAGGACAAAGAAUGCUGAGUUGCAUCCAAAGAACACCAUACCUACUGUGAAGCAUGGGGGUGGAAACAUCAUGCUUUGGGGCUUUUUUUCUGCAAAGGGACCAGGACGACUGAUCCGUGUAAAGGAAAGCAUGAAUGGGGCCAUGUAUCGUGAGAUUUUGAGUGAAAACCUCCUUCCAUCAGCAAGGGCAUUGAAGAUGAAAUGUGGCUGGGUCUUUCAGCAUGACAAUGAUCCCAAACACACCGCCUGGGCAACGAAGGAGUGGCUUCGUAAGAAGCAUUUCAAGGUCCUGGAGUGGCCUAGCCAGUCUCCAGAUCUCAACCCCAUAGAAAAUCUUUGGAGGGAGUUGAAAGUCUGUGUUGCCCAGCGACAGCCCCAAAACAUCACUGCUCUAGAGGAGAUCUGCAUGGAGGAAUGGGCCAAAAUACCAGCAACAGUGUGUGAAAACCUUGUGAAGACUUACAGAAAACGUUUGACCUGUGUCAUUGCCAACAAAGGGUAUAUAACAAAGUAUUGAGAAACUUUUGUUAUUGACCAAAUACUUAUUUUCCACCAUAAUUUGCAAAUAAAUUCAUUAAAAAUCUUAGAAUGUGAUUUUCUGGAUUUUUUUAUGAUGAAAAUUACAGGCCUCUCUCAUCUUUUUAAGUGGGAGAACUUGCACAAUUGGUGGCUGACUAAAUACUUUUUUUCCCCACUGUAGAUACUUUUGUACCAGUUUCCUCCAGCAUCUUCACAAGGUCCUUUGCUGUUGUUCUGGGAUUGAUUUUCAUUUUUCGCACCAAAGUACGUUCAUCUCUAGGAGACAGAACGCAUCUCCUUUCUGAGCGGUAUGACAGCUACGUGGUCCCAUGGUGUUUAUACUUGCGUACUAUUGUUUGUACAGAUGAAAGUGGUACCUUCAGGCAUUUGGAAAUUGCUCCCAAGGAUGAACCAGACUUGUGGAGGUCUACAAUUCUUUUUCUGAGGUCUUGGCUGAUUUCUUUUGAUUUCCCCAUGAUGUCAAGCAAAGAGGCACUGAGUUUGAAGGUAGGCCUUGAAAUACAUCCACAGGUACACCUCUAAUUGACUCAAAUGAUGACAAUUAGCUUAUCAGAAGCUUCUAAAGCCAUGACAUCACUUUCUGGAAUUUUCCAAGCUGUUUAAAGGCACGGUCAACUUAGUGUAUGUAAGCUUCUGACCCACUGGAAUUGUGAUACAGUGAAUUAUAAGUGAAAUAAUCUGUCUGUAAACAAUUCUUGGAAAAAUUACUAGAAAUUACUAAAAAGGUAGAUGUCCUAACCGACAUGCCAAAACUAUAGUUUGUUAACAAGAAAUUUGUGGAGUGGUUGAAAAACGAGUUUUAAUGACUCCAACCUAAGUGUAUGUAAACUUCCGACUUCAACUGUAUUUAUAAAUCUGCCUUUGUUCUGUAUUCUGUGUUUGUUGCAUGUGUUGAAUGGUGUGAGAUGAACUCUGAUUCAGCUGUUUGGCCUGUUUUAUCACCCCCCCCCCACACACCCUCAUGCAGCGCCUCAUUACAGCUGGCUGCAGUCCAAACACACAGCAGAGUGACUUAUUCAGACAGACAGGUAUACAUUACGUUCCCCUUCCUGGUUGUAAGUAUGACUCUCCCCCCUGGCUACUUGUUGAGCAACUCAAAGAGGCCAGGUAAGCUGGUUCUUCACUGCUUCAUGUUGUCCUGUUUAACUGUGUCCAUAGCUUGAAUGAUGACUGGAAAAGUUAUCUUCUUAUUUGAAAAUAUUUGUCAGUGCAGUCACUCAGUUAUACUAUAGGACAGCUAUGCACACAGAGCAGGACUGAAAUCAUUAGCCAAAUCCAAUAUAGGGUGUGGUCACCUGCUCAACAUUAUUCUUAUAUACACUACAUUCCUUAUUGUCUCUGGAAAGGGCAGCUCAUAAAUUACCAUUCAUUUUUGCUGUUAGCAUUUAGUAUUCUGGUCUAUUGACAGUGAUUGUGCUGUGUCAUCUGAGAGGAACAAAAGGCAGCAGUGUGAUCUAGGCCACCUGCCAGCUCUUUCACCUGGCUCUCGCUCAGGUGAGCUGCUAGGCGACAGCAUGGACGGUGGCCAUGGCAACAGACUGUGACAAGGGCUAUCUAUUUAAAUGGUGGUCCCAAAUGGGGACAGUAAAGAGCAACUACACAAAAUCAAGACCAAACAAACAGAGCAAUAAUGAAUCUGGUCUAUGCGACGCAUUUGUGAAUUCAUGCAAGAAAAACUUGCGUGCUUACAUUAACCACAAGACACAUCACACAAACAGAAACAUGACAGGAACAUGCACACAGGGGGUGCACAUUUCACUGUUCAUUUUUUUUUAACCAUGUUUCACCUCAAGGCUGACAAAGUGUGAGAUUUACCCAAUGGAACAAUCUCCCACUUUUUAUGGCUGCUAUUAUUAUCCUCAUUAUGGGUAUUGCCUCUUAAUUAUUAUAUAACCUUUGCUGUUUCGCCUGCAGAUGUCUGUGACAAAUAUUGCAGUGUGCUUGCAAUGUCUAGAUGUCCUCUAACACAAGUCUGCAGCAAGAUCAGAAAUGUCUGGAUAUAGUCUGUGGUAGAGACAACAUAUGGCUGUUUUCUAUCGAUGAGAGGGAGCGGUCAAAUAAAACAUAAUUGAUUUUAAAAGAAUCCAUCGAAUGUUGUAGUGUUUUAGAUACAAAAAUCUUAAUGUUUGAAGCAUAGGCUUUUAUCUAUGUCUGUACAAAACUGAAACAACAUGAUCAAAGGAAUAAACAGGAUUCAAAAGCUUGAAUGAUGCCUCAGAUUGGAUACAGUAUAGGAGCCCAGAGAAUGCAUCACAUUGGCAGUGCUGGCACAGAUGGCACAAAAUGCUACCUGUCCCUCUACUUCAAUACUCUGUUGGCUAUCAGCAGUAAUGCCCAGAGUGAAUUAAAGCAACAGCUCUUUGAACAUUGGCAAUAAUGCAAAAUGUCAUGCUACUGAACAUUGCAUGAUGUGAACUGAACCUGUUGCAUGACAUUAUUGCGAACAUGUUCAAAGAGAAACUGUUUUUAUUUGUGUUCUUUGUCAUACUGUUAUUGUAUUCCUCAUGCUCUUACCUAACUUUCUGAAAGCACAUGCAGUUGUCAUUAGAAAAAAGGAUGUGUGCUCCCCCUAGCGCACAUAGGUUGUAAUUGCCACAUGAUAUUAGAUAAAUAUGAAAAUAUUACAUUCCAUUUAAAGAUGUGAAGAAUGGAAGAAAAGGAUGCAGAUGAUCCUCUCACCGUUUAUUUAAAAAUAUAUGUGAACCCAAAGCCCAGAAGUUACAUUUUGCACUUAGUCAACAGAUGUAACAUACACAUUUAACAAUCAUACAGGGUAGUCUUUAAUGCCAGGAAAUUGUUAAUCUAGAUCUCAUUCUAUUUAUCUAUCAAGUCCUAAAAUGACAGUAGUGUGAAGCCUUAUGCUUCUGAAUUCCACUAAAAUAGCUGCAGUACAAAAACAAUUUGAUUCACAAUGAUUAUGCAUAUUAUAAAAUAAUGAUUAUUUAUGGUAACUGAGCAAACAUUUUAGGCAGCUCGAAUACUUUAUUCAGUGUUAUUUUGAAGAAAAUAUAUUAUUGUUGGCCGUUGUGUCUUCACCUGAGAACAUUUUGGGAAAUCAUACCAAUUAAAAUGUAAACAUUAGUAUUCAUUAAAAUAGAGAAUCAUAAACAGCUGGUGCUCUUAAUAGACUGUGAAAAGUAAUGACAUGUAAAUACUUGUUAUUGUAGCAUAUAGAGAGGUGUGUCUGUUAGUGUAGAUACUAUGUUUUAAAUUCACUGCCACUCUUAUUACUACAUGUCAUUUAUAAUUAAUAGCAAAGAUUGUAAGAUCUGACAAAUAUAAAAGACAUGAAACAACAGAACUUACAGUAUAACAUCUGUUAAUGUACUCACAUUUUAUGUUGUGUCAAGAUGUGGCCUGAAUACUCCUGGGCUGCCUUUGUCAGCUAAAUCAGUGUUUGUGUAGACUGGUGAACUGCCAUGGUAUGGACCAAGGUCUAAAAUCAAAAUGACAACAAAUUAGUGUUGGGAAUAUAUUAUAGAAAGUAUAAUAUUCUGGUUGUCAGUCAUUGGGACAUAGAGGCAUAGAUGAGCAUACCUCUUUGUGUGAAGUCAAAAAAGUCCUCAUUGAGAAACAUCAGUCUUCUGGCAGGUGGCUUGUCACUGUUCCUGAGUUAUAAAAACAACAUUGUUUAAACCAUAGGAACAUAAUUUUUACACAGAUUGUGCAUCAUUUACUUCAAAUCAAGCAAUCAUUUGCAUGGCAUACAAGAAUAUGCCUGUAUUGUGUUAUGAUACCCACCAAAGUUCCCCAUGGUUCCUUCGCAGGACCACGAUAACCACGAUGAGAACAAGUAUGAGGAGGAUGCCUGCCCCCAGUGCACCAAAGAGUGCAGCAUAGAAACCUCUUCCCCUGCGGAAGAGCUCACACUGGGGUCCAUGAUACUGCUCCAGGGAAGACUCAUAGCACCUGUGUAA